GUCAAGGAUAUGAAACCGUAUAAUAGCACAAGCGACAAAAUGGCGUCAUGGCAGGUAGAUGUAAACCUAGAUAAUUUUAAGAUAAUAUUACUUUAAAAAUAAAUUAACUGAGGCUCUGGGAUCAGUCUGAUUUUGAAAUCCAUCUAGUGCAGAUCGUUUCUGUUUUCAAAGCCCUCAAAAGUUAAAAAAUAAGAAAAACACAUAAACCAUUUAUUAUCAUGCAAAACCAAAGUUAUUGCAAUCUCUGUAAUGUUGUGUUGUCCUCAAAAGGAAUGGGAUACCAUCAUCAUUUGCGUUCAGAGCAGCAUAAGAUGAGAGUAAUAGAACCGAUUAAUAGCCGGUUAAAGAAGAUUUCGGCAGCAUUUACUGGCCGCUUACUUCGAUAUAAGUAUUUAAAUGAGUGGACUGGAGUAAAAAUGCCACCAGAGUUCUUAAAUGAAGCAGGCGAAGCUUACGUUCCUCAUUUAUCAAAUGUAUUGAAUAGUUAUAUGUCGGCCAAAGUCAAUUUUGAAUUGUUUGCUCAGUAUACACUUUUGAAGGACGAAGUGGAAUACACGGAUAUUAAAUCAUUUCAAUCAAAUAUGACAAUUGAAACCAUGUGCUGCAACUUACAACAAUCAUUUAAAGAACAUGCAGAAACAAUAAUUACCAAAAUUGAUGAGUUUCAGGAGAGUGAUAGUGGUUGGCGGCUAAAUUGGAUUCUUCGUUUGGAAAUGAAUUUUAAUAAGUACAUGCCAAUAAGAGGUGCAGCAUUUAUUGAAUUACCAUAUAAGCUUAGGCACAAGAAAGCAGUUAUCAAUGUGCAGAACAAAGAUGUAUUCUGUUUUAAGUGGACUGUUAUUGCUGCUUUAUCGAGGAAGCGAAUGCCUUAUAGAUGUUCAUCAUACAAUGUACGAAUUUUUGAUGAUUUUAUCAAAAUAAACGAUGAAAUAACACUAAAUUUUAGUGGCUUAACAUUUCCAUUAAGUCCUCGAGACAUUCAAAUGUUUUUGGAUUUGAAUCCGAUAAUAAGCAUUACGCUUUUCGGGUACGACUCAGAGAAUGAAAACGUGUUUGGACCCAUUUUUUUAUACAAACGAAAUAAAGGACCAUCACAUAAAUAUGUUGUUGGUGGAGGACGAGAACAAAUAUCAUUAUACAUGGAUCCAUAAAUUGUCAGCUUUAUUUGCAUCACAAACUGGGAGAUGUAGGCAUAAGAAAUGGUAUUGUGACAUAUGUCUCAACUUUAAAAUGAGUGAACAGGACUUCUUGAAGCACAAGGAGAUGUGCAAUGGAAAAGUUUGUACGUUGCCCAAUCCUCUGAAUGCGUUGUUAAAGUUUAACAACUUUCAAAAAAACAUUACCAGUGCCGUUUGUAGCUUAUGCAGAUUUUCUUGAACUAAGAAAUUCAGAAUUAAAUUCGAAAUUCCCAAUGUGCAAUGGAAAUAUACCACAAGCAUAUGCAUACUAUAUAAAGUGUGAAUAUGAUAAUAGUUUAGAUAAGUUUGUUGUUCAAACGAGAAGUAAUGGUAUAAAUUUUCUUAUGAGUCUGAUUCAUGAUUUAACAAAUAUUUAUAUUAAGUAUAUAAGCAGGAAAGAAUCCCCAAUUAUGAGUUCAGAAGAAGAGGAGAAGUUUCAGCAAUCAAUUACUUGCCAUAUUUGUGAAGGAGCUUUGGAUUUACAUAAGAUUAGGGAUCAUUGCAAUAUGACAGGUAAAUACAGGGGUGCUGCACAUAUGGCAUGCAAAUUAAAAUAUAAAAUUGAACCCUUUAUACCAGUAUAUUUGCAUAAUUUCUCUAAAUAUGAUUUUAAAUUACUUAUUAAUGAUCUUGUAUCCUGUUCCGGUGAAGUUAAAUUACUCCCCACCAAUAAGGAAGAGUACAUUUCAGUUUCAAAAAUAAUGAAAGUUUGUUAUAAAAGAGAUCUGGAAAUUCGUUUUCUAGACUCACAUAGAUUUAUGCCAUCCAACUUGGAUACUCUUGCAAAUAAUCUAGAUGAAGAGCAAUUGAUUACAGUUAAAACUCAUUUCAAAUGUGAAUCUCAAUUCAAAUUGAUGCGUAGAAAAGUGACAUUGCCUUAUCAAAAUACACUAAUUAAUCUUGAAGAUACUUCUUUACCACCAAGAGAAGCAUUCAAGAGCUUGUCAAAUGAAACCGAAUUAUCAGAAAAUUCAGAAGAAAAUUAUACUCAUGCACUUAACAUUUGGAAUGAUUUUUCAUGCACAACUCUUGAAGACUAUUUAGAGUUGUAUUUGAAAAGUAAUGUGUUUUUAUUGGUAGAUGUUUUUGAAUAUUUUCGAAAGCUAUGUCUACGAAUAUUUUCUCUUGAUCCAGCUCAUUUUUACACAAUACCUAGCUUAUCGUGGGAGGCAAUGUUAAAGACCACCAAAAUAGAAUUAGAUAUCUUUACAGAUAUAGAUCUACACACAUUUGUUCAAUCAGGUAUUCGUGGAGGUUUAGUACAGUGCUGUCACCGUUAUUCACUGGCUAAUAAUAAGUACAUCUCCACAUAUGAUCCAUCUAAAGAAUCUUCAUUUUUAAUGUAUUUAGAGGCGAAUAAUUUGAAUGAUUGGGCAAUGUCUCAACCUCUUCCAUAUGCGGGAUUUGAAUGGUUAUUAGAAAGUGAACUUCAAAAUGUUGAUGUUUU
This is a messenger RNA of Drosophila sulfurigaster albostrigata, 2625 nucleotides long. RefSeq lists its product as uncharacterized. The transcript is spliced from 2 exons. The coding region runs from base 219 to 1151 and encodes 310 amino acids. NCBI's taxonomy places the organism in Eukaryota, Metazoa, Arthropoda, Insecta, Diptera, Drosophilidae. The record is from RefSeq and is a predicted model, not a curated record.